UCGUUUACAAUCACUUCCUGGUUACGAGGACAGGGAGGGAAAAAAAACACGCCUCGCAUUACAUGUAAUACUUCGGGCGGAGUUGCUAUAAAUCCGUGGCUCAAUAUAUACUUUUUGUGUUUUUCCACUAUUAUUCAGCUAAACUGACUGAUGAAUGACACGACAAUACAAAUGAUCACAUAACCAGGGGCGACGCCGUGGUGAAAUUACAAACGCGCCACGUCACUGCUAGGCGAAGGAGUUGCAGAACCCCGGAAUUUAGACGAACCCCGGCGUUGAACCAGUGAUUAGACGGUGACAUUGCAACUUUUAAGCAACCCCCCCGUGUUGUUUUACAUUUACCUACCCAGGGAAAAGAGUCGUUCGGCUGUCCAAAAUGACGGCGUCCAACUGGGGUCUCAUCAUGAACGUGGUGAACAGCAUUGUCGGCGUCAGCGUGCUCACCAUGCCCUUCUGCUUCAAACAGUGUGGGAUUGUACUGGGAACUCUCCUUUUGUUCCUUUGCUCCUGGAUGACCCACAAGUCGUGCAUGUUCCUGGUUCACACCGCCAGCAACACCAAAAGAAGGACCUACGCUGGGUUGGCCUUCCACGCUUAUGGCAAACCAGGAAAAACACUGGUGGAAACCAGUAUGAUCGGUUUGAUGUUGGGCACUUGUAUUGCCUUCUAUGUGGUCAUUGCCGAUUUGGGAUCAAAUUUCUUUGCUCAACUGUUGGGUUUACAGGUGACGGGCAGUUUUCGCAUUCUACUGCUGAUCGCAGUGUCUCUCUUCAUCGUGCUCCCUCUGAGUCUACAGAGGAAUAUGAUGUCCUCCAUUCAGUCCUUCUCGGCCAUGGCACUCAUGUUCUACACCCUCUUCAUGUUCACGAUGGUGCUGUCCUCAUUCAGACAUGGGCUGCUCAGUGGCUGGUGGCUAGGGCAGGUCAAUGUGGUGCGCUGGGAGGGGGUGUUUCGCUGUCUCCCCAUCUGUGGGAUGGCCUUCGCCUGUCAGUCGCAGGUGCUGCCGACCUACGACAGCCUGGACGAGCCAUCUGUCAAACGCAUGAGCACCAUCUUCACUUCGGCACUCAACGUCGUCACCGUCUUCUACAUCACUGUGGGCUUCUUCGGCUAUGUCAGUUUCACAGAGAACAUUGCGGGCAACGUGUUGAUGAACUUCCCUUCCAACUUGGUGACAGAGAUGAUCCGAGUGGGCUUCAUGAUGUCUGUGGCCGUCGGAUUCCCGAUGAUGAUCUUGCCUUGUCGCCAGGCCAUCAACACCAUGCUCUUUGAACAGCAGCAGAAAGACGGGACGUUUGCUGCCGGUGGAUACAUGCCGCCUCUACGUUUCAAGAUGAUCACCCUCAGCAUCGUGUUUGGCACUAUGUUGGGAGGCAUUCUCAUCCCCAAUGUGGAAACCAUUUUGGGUCUCACUGGAGCCACCAUGGGCAGCCUCAUCUGCUUCAUUUGCCCCGCUCUCAUCUACAGGAAGAUCCAGAAGAACGGCGUCAUAGCUCAGCUGGUGCUUUGUGUAGGUCUGGGCAUUCUUCUCAUCAGUACCUUCACCACCCUGUCCAUCUCAGCCCAGAACCCCAGCACCAAAGUCCAAGCUCCUCCUCCUCCAGCACCUGACAAGAGCAAUCUCCAAGUACCAGAUAUCAUGGAGCUGCACGAUAAUGCUCCAAAUAAGCCAGCAGAGAUAGACCACCCUGACCUCCAAGCAGUGGACUUGAUGCAACCUGACAAGAGGGAGCAAGAGGAAGCCCUCCAGAUUAAAGGACCAGUGGAACUGCCUGAGAGCAAGAAGGAGGAAGAGGUGCAGUUGGACCGCCCUGAUGCUGGCGUAGCUGUGCCAGAGGGAGAGGCCCACCGCCACGAACCACCGAUCCCUCAUGAUGAGGUCCAGAUAGACACGAGAAAGAACAAUGCAGAGCUGGAGGAGGAAAAGCAAAAGGCAGACGUGAAGGAGAACAGAGAAGAUGUAGUGCAAGGUGCAGGUCCUCCCAUUGAUAUAGGAGGCAAAAAAGAGGAGAAUGAUCAAGACAAGCAGAAGCCUGUCAUUGUGGUUGUGAAGAAAGAGGAAGUGGACCUCGGUGGAGGUGAAGCGCAGUCCAAUGAAGUGCUUGAGAAGGUGGCUGAAGAAGCAGGGAAGAAUCUGCAUGCUCUCCCUUUAAAAGAUGUGGAGAAGCUCGAUGCUGUGAAAGACCCCCUUGCACCACUCGCCAAUCAGGCUGCAGGGGAGCAAGCAGAGAAAGCGGACAAAGCUGCUGGGAAACUGCCUCCUGCUGGUGAAGAAGCUGCAGCUGCAGACAGCAAAGAUGCAGCAGAUGAGAAGAUGGAGGUGAUAAAAAAGCUGGUCGCAGAGGGCCAGCUGGAUCAUGCAGUCCUGCUUCAGGUCAUCAAGGAGCAGCAGGAGCAGCAGAAGAGACUUCUUGACCAGCAGGAGAAGCUUCUUGCGGUCAUAGAAGAGCAGCACAAGGAAAUACACCAAAAACAGCCAGGUGGCGAGCCGGAGAAAGGCCUCCAGGAACACGACGAGGAGGCAGAAGGAGGAGCGGCAAAGCCUAGAGAGUCCGUCCUGGCCGCAGAUGUGAAGCAGCCCAAGAAUGCAGCAGGAGUCGGCGUUCCACAAGCUGCUGGUGCUGACCCUCAUGCUGUGGUCCAGAAUCAAGCUCGGGUUGAGGACAAGGGAGCGGAGGUAGCCAAAUUAGCUGAAGCAGCAGCUGACAAAGACAACAACAUUGUUGCCCCAAAAGCAGAAGCCCAUCAGCAGAGUGAUCUGGGGGCGAGAGGAGUACCCUUAAUGAGGAAAGUACCUGAGGUUCAUCAGCCUGUAGCUCAAAACGUACAGCUUAAAGAUGAGGAACACGAGCUGGAUGAUGAAAAGGAGAACAUGAACAAAAGAGAGCGUGACAGACUAGAACAGGAACAGCUUGAUCGGGAGAUGAAGGAAAAGGUGGCCAGAGAACGGGAAUCGGAGAAGAAAGCAGGAAGAGACCAGUUGGAAAAAGAACAGCUGGAGAGAGAGGCACAGGAAGAACUGGCCAGAGAGCAGGAGAGACUUGAGAAAGAAAAGAUCGAGAAAGAGGUACAGGCUCGGGUGGAAAAGGAGCGACAGGAGAGGGAGAAGCGAGAGAAGCUGGAGCGAGAGAAGGCACUAAAAGAGAAAUUAGCACAGGAGAAGGCCGCCGAGGAGAGACGCCAGCAGGAGAUGGAGAAAGCAGACAAUGAAAUCGUUGAGAGAAAAGAAAAGGAGGCGCAGGAGAGGUUAGCCCAGCUGGAGCAAGACCUGGAAGCCCAAAACGCCGCACAGGGGGCUCGGAGAGAAGACGGCGAAGCUUUGAAGAAAGGAGGACGAGACCUCAAAGAGAAAGUUGCUGCUCUGGCGGACCCCGGAGAGGGUGAGGAAGACGGGGCCAUCAAAGCCCAGGCUCACCCUCAGGGCUCCCACGAGAUGGCGAGGGACGAGGGAGAGGUGGAUCUAAAGAGAAGGCGCAGGGCUGUGGGGGCUCUGGAGAGGCCCGCGGUGCCCAGGGCUGUGCAUGGGCUGGAGCCCCUGCUGGAGCUCGGGGGCCACGACCUGCAUGUAGCGCUUGAGGAGAAGCUACUAGCUGGGGCCAUGGUGCACUCACGGCAGAUUAAGCAGACCUCAGAGGAUAAGGAGAUGAAAUAACUCUUUUACUCUCCUACCUGCACAGACUCCAAAUAAAUAGACAAUUGUUACAAAGAUUUUUUUUUCCUGUUAAGCUUUGAAAAAAACCCAAAGUCCUUAUAAAAGAACACCUUGUACAUAUUAACUUAUUUUUGUCACACAUCUGAGAAGUGAAGAUUAUCAAUUAUUAGGUGGUUAAAAUGUACAUACAUACAUACAUAUAUUUAUAUAAAAUACAUUGUAUUGAGAAAUUGUGAGUCACUGUUGACCUUAUGUUUAUUUCUUUCCAUUUCCUUUCUGCAUUUUCUCAUCUGUUCAAUUGUGUAAAUACUGUAAAUGUGUAAUAAUGUUCCUUAAAUUGUGAUUUUUUUUUUAAUCACAACCAUAAUGAGGUUUCUUAGCCCACAACUGAAGAAAUCCCUAUAGCACCUUUAUCCCCAUAUGAUCUCUGUACAGCAGUUUAGUUGUUUCCCGCUGUAGAAAUACAGUCAUAUUUUGGUAAAUACACAUCAUUGUCUUUGUACAGAUGUAUUUUCUGACUGUUUUUUUUCUAUUGAGAUUGUUUUUAUAUGUAAUUUGAUGAUAAUAAAGGCUACAAUUACCGGUAAAUGGUACAAAGCAGU
Molecule: messenger RNA, 4254 nt
Organism: Doryrhamphus excisus (bluestripe pipefish)
Lineage: Eukaryota; Metazoa; Chordata; Actinopteri; Syngnathiformes; Syngnathidae
Gene: slc38a10
Product: solute carrier family 38 member 10
Biological process (GO): amino acid transmembrane transport
Cellular component (GO): membrane
Molecular function (GO): L-amino acid transmembrane transporter activity
Source: RefSeq, a predicted model, not a curated record